Molecule: messenger RNA, 2863 nt
Organism: Coregonus clupeaformis (lake whitefish)
Lineage: Eukaryota; Metazoa; Chordata; Actinopteri; Salmoniformes; Salmonidae
Gene: samd12
Product: sterile alpha motif domain containing 12
Exons: 5
Coding region: 570-1124 (184 amino acids)
Biological process (GO): cell surface receptor protein tyrosine kinase signaling pathway
Cellular component (GO): cytoplasmic side of plasma membrane
Molecular function (GO): protein binding
Source: RefSeq, a predicted model, not a curated record
UCUAUUCCUACAGUGCAAUUGAUGUGGAUACAACGAUGGUGUUUGCGAAGAGGGAAAGGAGUCCAUUCACAUGCUAUAUAGAUCAGUAUUAAUACGCAGGCGUCAGUCGGUUCCCGUGCAGCGUUGCUUCGAAAGAGCUGUGAAGAAAAUACUACAGAAUAGGUCUUUGUCUUGAAUAAUGAUUUACAGCCUAUGCAGCUGUGGAUAAAUUUAGUGCAAUCAUUUGCAUAAUUAGUCUAAAUUUGUGACGCGAGCUGUUACCGUGCGGUGCUUGAGGUCUGCACCUGUUCACUAACAUGCUAAAUUUCGCGGUGAGUGUGCCAUCUGCGUAGGAAACAUCACUUUGUUUUGACAUUUUAAAGCCUAUUACUUGCAUUAACUAGAUAGCGCGUUAUUUCUACCGAGUAUUUACAGUAAGGUCUGGUUGAGCAGUUAUUAGGAAUUAUGCCAUGUAGACACGCGAACGGCUUUGUUCAGACCAGUGAUAAUAGACAUUAGUUUCGUAAGGCGACGUUUUGGACAUUCUGUGAAGAACGCAAGAAGCUAUAGCCAUAGUGUGCAGUUCCGCGAUGCUCGGCCAGUCACCUCACCUUAUUGGCGGAAUCUUGUGGAUUCAGAAUCCAAUGAGAGCUGUCCACUGCAACCUGAGCCAGAAUGGGAUUGACCACCAGAUGAUGUGCCCAGAUGACGUGACCUCUCACCUGGAGGAGGAGCCUCUGGACCAGGGCGCCAUGCUGGACGACGACAGCCCCACCUAUCAGGACGUGAGACCCGAGUACCAGCGCCGCUCGCCGCCCCACCGCUCCGUCUCUGAGUCAGAACUCUCACGGCCAGGGAACGUAAAGCUGUCCAAGCCAGUGGCCCUGUGGUCCCAGCAGGACGUGUGCAAGUGGCUGAAGAAGCACUGCCCCAAGCAGCACCAGAUCUACAGCGACUCCUUCAAGCAGCAUGACAUCACAGGACGGGCUCUGAUGAGAUUGACGGACAGGAAGCUGGAGCGAAUGGGCAUCAUGCAGGAGGGCCAACGGCAGUACAUCCUCCAGCAGGUCCUGCAGCUCCGUGUCAGAGAGGAAGUCCGGACCCUGCAACUACUCACGCAAGCCUCUCUGGAGUGUUCUCCGUAGCACGGGCAUUCCAGGACACCAGCCGCCAACAGGACCCAGUCUGACCUCCUACAUCUGACCUCCUCCCACCACCAAUCUGAGCUGUCCUGACCCUGACCCCAACCUUAAUCCUAACUCCAAUCUUAACCCUAAUCUUAACCCCAUGCUUAGUCCCAAAACCUCAAACCUUCACACGAGUCAAUUCAUUGGCCUGUCCAGUGACUUAUCACAGACAUUCUAUCACUUUCUUGCCUUUAACCAACCGUUUCCACUACAGUUGUCCCUAUGCCAUCCCAACUCUCCUACCCCUUCUGAAGUACCACUAUCCCAGGACUCCAUUCUGAGAACAAGCAUCAAGAGCUGGACAACUUAUCUACCAACCGAUGAUCCCACUACAAGGACCGUGGAGAACAACAAUAAAACAAACACGUCAAAUAUAGCAUCCACUUGAAAAACAACUUCUCACUGUAUGUUAAUUCCUCCAGCAUAGCACUUUAAUGUCCGUCCUAUGUUAAUACAACCCCCACGAUACACCACUGAGCCGGUGUGUAACAUUCUAUUGACUUCUAAUGGUAUCUUUAUAGACAUAUUGGGUACACCAGCCUUUCGCUCUUACCCUCCCUCUUUCUCUCUCUCUCUCUCUAUCACUGACUAUAUCGCCGCAGCGAGAGGGUGCCACAUUUUGCACUUCUAUGCGUUCCAUUUCUCUCUCUCCUUCAUUCACUCUCUCCCUCUUUUUCCGACUGUUGUCUGCAUUGAUUCUGUGCAUUGUCAGUGUCUGGGCUUGCCUGGUGAAAAUAUUGUCUCUGUAGUCCUAUCGGUCUCCUAGUGUCUGCUCCACUCUCUCCCUCCUUCAUUUUGUGGGUCGCUCUAUUAGCGCAGUCAGCAAACCAUCCAUGUGAGAGAACUUCACUGUGAAUACGUCCAGGUGUGGCAUGAAGAGAGAGCGAACCAGGGAAAAUGAAAUGACUGGUAACCUACAUGGGACAAUUGGUGGGUUGAGAGAGAACCAGGGAAAAUGAAAUGACUGGUAACCUACAUGGGACAAUUGGUGGGUUGAGCGAGAACCAGGGAAAAUGAAAUGACUGGUAACCUACAUGGGACAAUUGGUGGGUUGAGCGAGAACCAGGGAAAAUGAAAUGACUGGUAACCUACAUGGGACAAUUGGUGGGUUGAGCGAGAACCAGGGGAAAUGAAAUGACUGGUAACCUACAUGGGACAAUUGGUGGGUUGAGAGAGAACCAGAGAAAAUGAAAUGACUGGUAACCUACAUGGGACAAUUGGUGGGUUGGGCGAGAACCAGGUGAAAUGAAAUGACUGGUAACCUACAUGGGACAAUUGGUGGGUUGAGCGAGAACCAGGGGAAAUGAAAUGACUGGUAACCUACAUGGGACAAUUGGUGGGUUGAGCGAGAACCAGGGAAAAUGAAAUGACUGGUAACCUACAUGGGACAAUUGGUGGGUUGAGAGAGAACCAGGAAAAAUGAAAUGACUGGUAACCUACAUGGGACAAUUGGGUGGGUUGAGAGAGAACCAGGAAAAAUGAAAUGACUGGUAACAUAGAUGGGACAAUUGGUGGGUUGAGAGAGAACCAGGGAAAAUGAAAUGACUGGUAACCUACAUGGGACAAUUGGUGGAUUGAGCGAGAACCAGGGAAAAUGAAAUGACUGGUAACCUACAUGGGACAAUUGGUGGGUUGAGAGAGAACCAGGGAAGUGCUUCUCAAUUGAUGAAGAGAAGAAAAAGAUCACACUGAAGACC